GUUUUCUUCGUAGCAGUUGUUUUUAAAAUCGUCUCCGAAAUAAACAAAUUUUAGUCCGUGAAGGAGAGCUUGUUGCUGGGAACGGUGCGGAAAUUUUUGACAGAUGUGUUUGCAUCAAGGAGGUAAUAGCUUAUUAGCGCGUGAUGCGCGCCAAUAUUCGUAAGCCCGCGAAAUCUGAGAAAACGCCGCGGCGCAACAAGCUCGCAGAACAACGAAACAACGCUAUGGAUAUGUUCGUGACGCCGAAACGUCAGAAGAAUGACGAUCUAGAGGUCACGGGUAUCUCCCGCAGUGGCCGUGUGAGAAAGAAAUCUUCCAAACUCGUUGACUUUGAGUCACCAGAUGAUUUUACGGAUAACAAAUACAAACGUCAGAAAGCACAACAAUUACAAAAUCAACAAUUGUUGGACAGAUAUGAAUCCCAAUGUAUAUCACCAAAUCAGUCAAUUCAACAUACAAGUGGUGGAAGGCAAAGGAAGAAUUCGAAUUCUAGCUCUGGACAACAAAGAGUUAAACAAGAGACAUUGUCAGAUGAGGGACAGUCUUCAGGAUCAGAAUCAGAUGAUCCCUCUGGGUUGAACGAGGAUGAGAGAUAUAGUAUGGAUUCUGGAAGUGAUGAUGAUGUAGAUCCUCUUAUGAUAGAUGAUAGAGAAGCAGGGUUUAGAAAACUUGAACCACCUGGCCAAGAAACACCUUCACAAGCGAAUAGUUUGUACAUGCUUGAGAAAUGUAAGAAAAAACUAAUUAUUAAAGAUGGCAAAAUAAUAGGUAGAAUGAAGGCACAGCGUAAAGAUAAAGGGAAAACAAGAUUUACCGCGUAUAUGUUGUGGGCUAAAGAAAUUAGACAAGAAUUACUAGAGCAAUGUCCUUAUAUGGAUUUUGCAGCAAUUUCUAAACGAUUAGGAGAACUAUGGGCUACAGUACCAAAUCUGGAAAAAUAUAACUGGCGCAGACGCGCAAAACGCUUAGCAGCGAAACCUCAUUCUUUACCUGCAAGUAAAGAUGAGCCUGUUUGGAAAAUGCCGCCGCCUGCUUCGCGAAAAAAAUUCAUUAAUAAAAUUGGUAAUGGGAAAGAACAAAAGCCUGCUACUUCCAAAAAAACAAUUCAAUUAGGUCUACCCUCGGUUGUAGGAAAUGUUCCGGUGUCGCCGCCGUCAAAUCGAACUGGGAAAGAUUUGGUUAACGAACCGGUGAUAGGAACAGGAAUGUAUAAAGUCGUCGGUACUCAACCAAUCGACGUAGCUGCUCAUCUCAAGCUUCUUGGUGAAAGUUUAACGAUCAUUGGCGAACGGUUAAAGGAACACGAUGGACAAAUAGCGGUAUCAGGCAGUCUGUCGGUCCUACUGGAUUCCCUGCUUUGCGCACUGGGUCCCUUGAUUUGUCUAACGCAACAGGUACCAGAAAUUAAUGGAGCCAAACAUGAAACACUUUCGCAAAUACUGGACAAUAUUGCAUAUCUUAUGCCUGGUUUGUAAUAUAUAUACAAAGUUUGAGGACGUAAUCGAUUAAUGUACAAUGUAAAUAUAUCGAUGACCUGAAUAUCUAUAAUUACAUUACAUUAAGGAUAAUAAUUAAAUAAUAUAAUAUAGCUUUUCUGUUAAAAAGAGAAAAGAAGUUUAGAUUCAGAUUUUAUUACAUAUAUUUUGUCUGCUUAUAAAAGUAUGAAAUUUUGUAUAAAUAAUAUGUUUGUACAAAAAAUUACAAUAAAUAUUUAAAUAGUUCUGUAACCAACUGUACACGAUAAAUAAGUAAAAUCACUCAUUAAUCUGGUGAGACAGGAGGACACGUACAAAAUAGA
Frieseomelitta varia is the source of this 1798-nucleotide messenger RNA. Its product is annotated as HMG box-containing protein 4. The coding region runs from base 144 to 1475 and encodes 443 amino acids. The record is from RefSeq and is a predicted model, not a curated record. The transcript has 5 exons. NCBI's taxonomy places the organism in Eukaryota, Metazoa, Arthropoda, Insecta, Hymenoptera, Apidae.